Messenger RNA from Penicillium roqueforti, 1116 nucleotides. Its product is annotated as glycoside hydrolase family 16 protein. Gene Ontology annotation, molecular function: glycosyltransferase activity; hydrolase activity, hydrolyzing O-glycosyl compounds. The transcript has 2 exons. Gene Ontology annotation, cellular component: fungal-type cell wall. The coding region runs from base 1 to 1116 and encodes 371 amino acids. Gene Ontology annotation, biological process: carbohydrate metabolic process; fungal-type cell wall organization. NCBI's taxonomy places the organism in Eukaryota, Fungi, Ascomycota, Eurotiomycetes, Eurotiales, Aspergillaceae. The record is from RefSeq and is a predicted model, not a curated record.
AUGAGAUCCUGGUUCUCGUUCCUCCUUUUGUCCCUGACGACGAUUGUCGGGGUCACCAAUGCCACCACCGAAUACACGGGGACAACCUGCAACCCCCUCAACAAGACAUGUGAUGCGGAUCCGGCCCUCGGAACAGAGCACACGUGGCUGUUCAACUCAACUCUCGACAGCGAUCUCUGGGACAUGCGCACCGGCACUCUGGACUAUACAUCCGAAGGAGCCGACUUUAUCAUCAAAACCGAGAACGCGUCGACGCUCCUCGUGUCCAACUUUUAUAUUUUCUUCGGCGUGAUGGAAGCGCACGUCAAGAUGGCCAAGGGGGCCGGUAUUGUCAGCAGUGUGAUCCUGCAAUCGGACGAUCUCGACGAGAUCGACUGGGAGUGGGUUGGAUAUAACACGAGUGGAGUGCAGUCCGAUUUCUUCGGCAAGGGGAAUACCACCACGAGUGAUAGGGGCGGAUAUCAUGCGGUUGCAAAUGCCGAUACCGAGUUCCACAACUAUACCUCGUACUGGGAUCGAGACCGCAUGGAAUGGUGGAUUGACGGUGACUUGGUGCGGACAGUGAACUAUUCCGAGCCGUUGACUGUCUACGGUAAAAACUACCCGCAAACACCGUGUCAGGUCAAGGUUAGCAACUGGCCAGUUGGAGUCAAGGGACAGUCGCAAGGCAAUCUGGAAUGGGGUGGUGGUUUGGUUGACUGGGACGAUGUUCCGUUCACGAUGACGGUAUCGAAGAUCCGCGUUCAAGACUUCUCCACUGGAAAGGAGUACAAAUACAACGGAACCACGGGCACCUAUGGCAGUAUCGAGGUUGUCAGUGGAAACUCAACUGCCGUGACAGUAAUCAACAAGAAACCAGAGAAGACCCUCGCCCAGAAAUGGGCUGAUCUUGGCAAUGGAGCGCAUAUCGGUGUGUACGUCGGUGCAGCUGUGGCUGGUGCGCUUAUGAUUGCCGGAUUCGGAUUCUGGUGUAUGAAGCAGCGUCGGAGCGGCCGUCUACAACGCGCUUUGAACGAUGACGAACACACCGCCGAGCUCACGACGUUGGAGCAGUCAAAGUUGAGAUGGAGGCAAAGUGAGUUGCGUAGCAAGGGCAGCUACCAGCCGGUACCUUAA